This is a messenger RNA of Glarea lozoyensis ATCC 20868, 1851 nucleotides long. RefSeq names its product Subtilisin-like protein. The record is from RefSeq and is a predicted model, not a curated record. Gene Ontology annotation, biological process: proteolysis. Bases 1 to 1851 code for a protein of 616 amino acids. Lineage: Eukaryota; Fungi; Ascomycota; Leotiomycetes; Helotiales; Helotiaceae. The transcript is spliced from 3 exons. Gene Ontology annotation, molecular function: tripeptidyl-peptidase activity; serine-type endopeptidase activity.
AUGUUUUACCGCAUCUCUACCCUUUGCUCUUUGGCAAUUGGCGUGCAGACCGUUUUUGGUACGCCAAUUCGGUCGCGCUCGGCUUACAGUGUAAAGGAGGUUCAUCAGGUUCCCCAGAAAUGGAAGAACCUUGGGAGAGCUCCCGAGGAUCAUAAGCUUCAUAUGCAGCUUGGUUUGAAGCAGGGGAAUUUUGAGGAGCUGGAUAGACAUCUUUAUGAAGUCUCCGACCCUGAUCAUGAGCGUUACGGACAACAUUUGAGCUUCGAGCACAUCAAUGAGCUUGUUGCACCAAAAGAGGAGACCCUCGACCUCGUACACGAGUGGUUGCUUACCAAUGGAGUCAAGGAAUUCAGUUACAGCGAGGCAAAAGAUUGGAUCAACAUCUACAUUGAUGUCUCAUCUGCUGAAAGUUUGUUGGAUACCAAGUAUUCCGUUUUCCAGCACGAAGAUGGAUCGACUCUCGUUCGUACCUCGGAAUGGUCCCUCCCAGAGCACCUUCACGAGCACAUCGACACCAUUCAACCAACAACAAGUUUCAUGCGAACCAAGACACAAAGCGUAGACUAUGUUCAAUUCAAGGACCACCCAACUCCACCAGGAUACAAACCACCAACCAAUGAGACCAUUGCCAAGGUCUGCAAGUUCUUUCCAGUCACCAUUGAGUGUUUCCGUACUCUUUACGGCACAAUCAACUACGUUCAAAAGGUUCCAGGACUUAACAAGAUUGGAUUCAACAACUACUUGAACCAGACACCUAUCCGACCUGAUGUCGCCAAGUUCCUUUCCGAAUGGAGACCAGAAGCUGAACACACUGCAUACACUUUCAAAUCAGUUUCAAUUGAUGGAGGACUUCCAGCUCAGGACACUCCAUUGACCCCAGCUCAAGUUAAAGCUGGAGAUCACUGGGGAGAAGCCAACUUGGAUGCUCAAACCAUUCUCGGAAUGACCUAUCCACAACCAGUUACCUCUUACUCUACUGGAGGCAGCCCACCUUUCACUCCAGACAUCAACACCCCAACUGAUACCAACGAACCAUACUUGACCUGGGUCAACUUUGUCAUGGGCCAAAAGGAUGUUCCCCAAGUCAUCAGCAGCUCGUACGGUGAUGACGAGCAAACCGUUCCAAAAGCAUAUGCCCAACGUGUCUGCCAACAAUUCGCUCAACUUGGCGCUCGGGGAAUCUCCCUCUUGGUUUCCUCCGGUGACGGUGGUGUAGGAGGAUCAGACCCAGCAGCCUGUGUCUCCAACGACGGAAAGAACACAACCACUUUCCUCCCCGCAUUCCCAGCUUCUUGUCCAUACGUCACAACCGUUGGUGCUACUCAACAGUUCGAACCAGAAGUCUCUGCAUACCGUCAACCAGGUAUCGGACCAGAUGGAAGACAACACGGUUUCUACGCUUCUGGCAGUGGAUUCAGUUAUUACUUCCCUCGUCCAAGUUACCAAGAUGCCGUCGUCCCAGCCUACGUCAAGAACUUGAAGGGUGCUUGGGAUGGUCUCUACAACAAGAACGGACGCGGCUACCCCGAUCUCUCAGCCCAAGGUCUCUACUUCGCCUACGUCGGCAACCUCACCGACGGUUCCAUCUCCGGCACCUCAGCCUCCUGCCCACUCAUGUCCAGCAUCAUCUCCCUCGCCAACGACGCACUCAUCUCUCACCGCAAAGCCCCAUUGGGCUUCCUCAACCCGUGGCUCUACAAGGUCGGAUACAAGGGCUUCACUGACAUCCUGAGCGGUGACGCGCAAGGGUGCGGCGUCAGCGCGUUCCCCGUCACGAAGGGCUGGGAUCCGAUUACCGGGUUUGGCACACCGGUGUUCCCGGAGAUUUUGGAGAUUCUGGAGUGUAGAUAG